Molecule: messenger RNA, 1155 nt
Organism: Verticillium nonalfalfae
Lineage: Eukaryota; Fungi; Ascomycota; Sordariomycetes; Glomerellales; Plectosphaerellaceae
Exons: 6
Coding region: 1-1155 (384 amino acids)
Biological process (GO): protein transport; protein modification process; endosome to lysosome transport
Cellular component (GO): ESCRT I complex
Molecular function (GO): ubiquitin binding
Source: RefSeq, a predicted model, not a curated record
AUGCCGCCCAUUCAACAGCACAUCCUGAAUUGGCUGUACAGUGUUCUUACCAGCGAAUACCACGAUGUGAACCGCACCUAUGGCGAUGUGGCCCAAGCCUUGUCACAGUAUCCAUCGCUAUCUCCUCGGACCGACGUUCACACCUUUGACAAUGGUACAUCUGCACUUCUGCUGCACAUCACAGGAACCCUGCCCGUAAUUUUUCGAGGCACCACCUACCGCUUUCCUCUGUCUAUACGCGUGCCCUAUGCCUAUCCUCGGGAGGCACCUCUCAUAUACGUGACGCCCACCGAGCAUAUGGUGGUAAGGCCCGGACAGCAUGUCGACCCCCAGGGUCAGGUAUACCAUCCGUAUCUGGCUGGCUGGUCCACGUUUUGGGAUAAAUCGACACUCGUUGACUUCCUCACCAUUCUGCGCGAUGUCUUCGCCAAAGAGCCGCCUGUGAUAGCACGGCAGCCCUCACAUCCCGUACCACCUAGCCAACAGACUCAACCACUACAGAGGUUGACAGACCAUUCUGUUCCGGCAAAACCGAACGCAACGCCUCAACCCGACCUGCUAGAUGAGCCUCUGACCCUCAGCAUACCCUUGCCAUCCAGCCUACCGGCACCUCCAAUCCCCCCGAACCCCGAAAAGGACGCACUACUCCGCCAACUUGCGCAGACGCUUUACUCUCUGCGGCAGCAAAGUCGUCAACAGAAUGAAUCUAGUAUGGCUGGCCUCCAGGCUCAACGUAAGGCCAUGAUGUCGGCGUCUUCGAUUCUGCAGUCUGAGAUCAGCGCCUUGGAUCAAACUUCGGCCUUGCUUUCUUCCAAUGCCAGCAUAUUGCGCGAUGCGCUAAGAAAGGCAGAUAUUGUUGUCGAAGGGUCACGCCAGCAGACGACCCCAGAUAUAGAUGAGCUAUUGGUUGCGCCGACCGUGGUCUCGAAUCAACUCUACGCCCUUGUGGCGGAAGAGCGUGCCAUGGGUGAUGCUAUCUUCAUCCUAGGCCGCGCUGUUGAACGGGGACGAAUAUCCCCCGUUGUUUUCGCCAAGACAACCCGUUCACUGGCACGAGAAUGGUACCUCAAGAAGGCUUUAGUGCGGAAGAUUGGGCGCGGAAUGGGUCUAGUUGGAAAGCGCCAGACCGGAAACACCGCUGAAAGGAACGACUAG